AGAAGCUCAGCAGCGGCUUUGUGAUUUUCCCUCUCUACCUCUCUGUCUCUGUCAUCAUGGCAGAUGAGAACGUCCCGCCCGGCAUUACGGAAAAGCAAGAUGAGAUCAUCCAGUACGUGGCGAAAUACGUGGUGAACUCGUGUGACGGUGCCCGCUACCAAGAGAAGAUACGCACGCGUACCAAGUACAACUCGUACUUCGCGUUUCUCGAUGCGAAGCACCCUUACCACCACUACUACCAAUACCUGCUAGACUCCUACCGCUACUACCUUCUUAACAGCGCGGCGGUGAACGCUGGCGGUUGGGGAGACGGUGGCGAGGCCGCACCGCAGCAGCAGCAACAACAAUUCACAGAAGAGGAGUACUAUCAAUACUACGGCGCCUACCAAGGCCAGACCGGCGGGAUUGGGUUCCAGACCGGGGAAGAGGAGGUGGCAAGCGGCUCCUAUUCGACCUCGAACGCGCAGGAGACCUCGUUGCGUCCGCCACGGCAGGACGACGUGUCGGCCGCUCCCAACAGCGGCUACGCUACGGCGAGUGCGACUGGUGGUGCCUCGGCCGUUGGCAACGCCGCGUCUGCUGUGGGAGGUCAAGGCGAGGCGAACGCGACGGGGGCUGCGCCGGUCAGCACUGGUGAGGCGGGCGCCGAGGAAGACGAAGAAGAGUACGAGUUGGUGAUGGAGAACGGGGAGUGGGUGUCGCGCAAGAGAAGCUGA
Leptomonas pyrrhocoris is the source of this 716-nucleotide messenger RNA. RefSeq names its product putative RNA binding protein. Gene Ontology annotation, molecular function: RNA binding. Bases 57 to 716 code for a protein of 219 amino acids. Lineage: Eukaryota; Euglenozoa; Kinetoplastea; Trypanosomatida; Trypanosomatidae. The record is from RefSeq and is a predicted model, not a curated record. The transcript has a single exon. Gene Ontology annotation, biological process: RNA processing.